Durio zibethinus is the source of this 3448-nucleotide messenger RNA. The record is from RefSeq and is a predicted model, not a curated record. NCBI's taxonomy places the organism in Eukaryota, Viridiplantae, Streptophyta, Magnoliopsida, Malvales, Malvaceae.
ACAUCUCCCCCAUUAACCAUUUUUUUUUCCUUUUCUUCUGCCAUAUCAAUUUCCUUGAUAAAUUUACCAAAAACCUCCAACAUUAUCACACCCACCCACCAACACUAUUGACAAGAGACGAGAGAAAGGGGUAGGUGAUUUUUACAGAAGAUUUUUGAUUUGAUAAAGAAUGACUGAGAAGGGAGCAGGUGAAUCAAAAAAGGAGUAGUUGACAGAUUCAAAAGAAAAAAUAGGAGAUGGUCUUCUCGAAAGGAUACCGAUUUAGUUUUCUUUUAAUUUUUCAAAGCAUUUUUUUUUUUUUAAAUUUUUCAAAGCCUUCCAAAGAUUUUUCAGGGGCAUUUUUUUAAACUCAAAUUUAAAUUUUCAAUGCCUCCCAAAGAUCACUGCCAGUGAUCACAACCUAGUCAGCCUAAACUAUCCCACUAGUUUCGGGGUUUGGAGCUGAAGAAUCGUGAUUUUCUAAUCUAUUUUAUAUCUUUUUUUUCUCUUUCUGCCACAAACCUAUUCCAAAGAGCUACUGAUUAUCAUUUGGAUCAAACAAGUAUUUGCUCUUUGUUUUGGUUGUUCCUGUAGUGAAAAAUGGACAAGGAAACUGGACAGGGACCUUUAUAUUUUGAGCUUAACACCGGAGCAAAGAUGCCGUCUGUUGGUUUGGGAACAUGGAAAGCUCCUUCAGGUGUUAUUGGUGAAGCUGUCAUUGCUGCAGUCAAGAUUGAGCUUGCAUUGAAGGGACUGUUUUCCACAGAACUGGUGAAGUGCAGUGAAUUGUUCAUCACGUCAAAACUAUGCUUUGCUGUGUUUUGGUGGUGGAAUUGCAUUGGCAUUAACGCACAUAUGUAGGGACUGGUUGCUGAUAAGUCUUGCCAUAAAAUGGUAGGUGUGGGAAGGGGAAGAGGAUGAGGGUAAGAACUGCUUUUUCAUAUGAAAAUGGCUAUGAAAUUUGGUUAACUUUAUCAUCUAAACAAUGUACGAUCAUAAAUUGAUUUCUUAAUUUACAUUGCAUCUCGAGUUGAUUCUUCAUUUUCGUUGUUUUUUCUAAAUGAAAAUUUGUGCUUACUUUGAAAGCUUUAAUCUUAUAAUUUAAUCCAUCUUGGAAUAAUAUUUGCAUCUAAAAUUGUUUAGCGUUUCAAAAUAAUUAUCAGUUUGCUUAAAAAGCUGUGAUUCUUGGUUUUUGUUCUUUAAAGUUUGUUUCCUUUUGAUAUAGUGCUAUAUAUUAACCUGUCUACUAAACUCCUUAUUGACAUUUACAAUUAAAAUUUCUUUUUGUGACAAUUUUGUAAGCAUUAUUGUAACCUACUUUCUUACUUUUCAGCCAAAUGAUCUUGAAUUAAAACAAAAAGUAAGAUCUAUCAACAAAUUGAAAGUUAACUUCUAUUAGUUAGUUUGUGCACUUUUUGAUCUAUAAUAACACGUGAAAAGUAUAAUAACUUAAAUUUUAACAUACAAUUUGUCUAUGAAGUCACAUGAAGAUUUGAUCUCUAUGUAUAUGUUUUCUUAUUGUUAUUUGUUCUAAUUUAAUCUCUACAAAUACAAUUUGAUCUCUAUAAGUGAUCAUUGAAACUUUAUUUCAAAUAGUAAUGCUUGCUUAUUAUUAUUUGUUUAUAAAUUUUUGGUUAAUUUGUGUGUUAUAAUGAAGUUUUUGAGUGUGUAAAGUUUGGAAAUGCUUUAGCACUAUGAUUUAUGCUUAUUAUUUUUAGUUGCACUUAAUUUGUGUUUUGGAGGUGUAGGUUUAUCCAAUGGUUGUUGUUGCAUGGACUUGAUUUAACUUAAGUUGUUGCAUUUGCUCCUAAACCUCUGCUUUGUUCAAGCUGAAUUAUUAUUAGUUCUUUUAAUUCUUUUUGAUGUUUUCUUACAGUGAAAUAGAUGAUAAAGUAGUUUUGAACACACUAUGACACUAUUGAUAAGGCAUGCCAUCAUUCCUGAAGUUUUUGAAAUUCUUUUUAGGAUCCAUAAAAUUUCAUGGAAAAUCUGCUCUCAUUUAUUUCACUAUAAAUUUGCUCUUAAUUUUGUCUUCUAAGCUUGCUUUUUGACAUGAUUCAGUUUUUAGAUUUUUCUUAUAAAUUAUCUUUACCAUGAUUGGAGUUAGAGUUUUGGGGGUUUUGUAUACAUGAAUUUGGGCCAAAUGUUUCUGUUGCAAUAUUAGAAAUUCUUUAGGAUUUUGUACGCUAUUUUAAUUUAUUUAUUUUUAUCAUUUUAUCUUUUGUUUUAGAUAAUUUUCAUAUUGAUUUACAAAUGAAAAUGACCAAAUAAAAAUAUUUGUACUAUCUUAGUGGGCAAGAAGAUAAUUGACUUUCGCAACACUACGAAUGAUAGAAAUUAUGGUGAACCAUUCAAUAACCUUUCUUUUGCCCUGCUUUGUAUCAAGAAUAUACUGUAACAGAUUUAAGAAUCCUAAGGAAUUUCUAAUAAACCAACUGAAUGUCCAAAUUGAUAUAUUUGUGCACUAUUGUGAUUACAGCUGUAAUCAAGGAAGGCAUGCUCCACUGUGACUAUAUAAUUCUAUAUGCUAUUCCAUAGAAAUUUCUAAUAACGUGUUUGAAUUUAGAAAUUGAUAUAUUUGUACACUAUUCUAUAAAAUACAUAGCUUAUUUUAUCUAUCUAAAAUUUGAUACCUCCUUGAAGAAUGUUGCCAAAAAGCUUAUUUUAUUUUUUCUGUUGUUAUUUUACAAGUGUAAAUAUAGGCUUCAACUAUAAAGUAAAAUUUUAGGUACUUUUAAAUUAUAUAAUGUUUCAUUCUACUGUUGCUAAUGAACUAAUGAUGGUUUGUUGGGAAUUUUUGUUCAACUUAUCAAUUGAGUUUCUAUUUAUAAGGUUUUUUUGUUAUUAGAAUCAGUAGGCCUGAAUGGAAUUUGUCUAAAAAGGUCAAGUUUGAAACUGAUAAUUCAAACAAAUCCAAGUUCCAUUGUCCUUUUUGUCAGUAAACUAUCAAAUCUUGGAAUUUCUGGGUCAACAGGUUACAGCCUUCAAAGUUUAACAUUAUUGAAGGAACUCUAAGGAGUGUAUCAUCUUUAAUAGUUGGUUGAUUUUCUCUAUUUUUAUUUGAUUAUCUUUAUAAUGAUAUUUAACAAAAUCUGUAGGGACAUAAGCCAUAACAAUCUUGCAGGCUAUAUACUGUAUAAUAUUCUUCAGAACUUGCAGUGAUUGUAUGUUUCCUUUGUGCAUUUGUUUCCUCUCCUAUAUCUAAUGUUUCCUUUUUGAUUUGUUUUCAGUGAUUUGUAUAUAUAUAUAUAUGUCAUAAUAUAUAGAUUUGUGGAUUUACUGUUAGACAUAGAUGAAAGGAGUUGCCACUAAUUUUUUUUGUUUGUGUGAUUGGUCAUUUGCAACAUAUUUUGAUAUGUGAAAAUAGUCGAUUAGCAUGGAGAAUGUUGUAGCACCCUUAUUACGUUCAUUCAAGGGAUGGUAUCAGUUUGAUUUUAAAUUAUCCAAGCGUUGAUCAUUUUAUGAUUUA